AUAUAAAAGAAUAUAUUAUGAAAACGAAAAGAGUUGAGUAUUUGGCUAUUUUGGAGAAUAUUGAUGGAAAAUAUGAAGAUUUAUUUUUCCAGAAAGAAAAAGUGAAGGUAUUCCAAUUACAUGGUAUAAAAGUUUUAAAUUACAGUGAUUUGGUUAUUAAUGUUUAUGAUUUUAUAAAAGAAAUUUGUUAGAUAAUAACUAAGGUUACACAUAGUACAU
Rhizophagus irregularis DAOM 181602=DAOM 197198 is the source of this 219-nucleotide messenger RNA. The record is from RefSeq and is a predicted model, not a curated record. NCBI's taxonomy places the organism in Eukaryota, Fungi, Glomeromycota, Glomeromycetes, Glomerales, Glomeraceae.